Molecule: messenger RNA, 1056 nt
Organism: Racocetra fulgida
Lineage: Eukaryota; Fungi; Glomeromycota; Glomeromycetes; Diversisporales; Gigasporaceae
Source: the annotation of a GenBank genome assembly
AUGUCUUUGGAUAAUGCAAUUGAUGCUAGCAAUGCGGACGAAUCCACUGAUGCUUCUUUAGUCCCAGCAAAGUGGGGCACCUUUGUCCCAUACGGAUCGAUUGAAAACACGACUGAAAAAAUUCAUGGCGCUAAUUUUUCUUUUUUUACUAAUGGCCAUGAAAUCAAAUGUGCUCGUCGUAAUGGUUUUAUUGCUCCAGACGAAGAUUUCUACAAUUAUCAGUCUAUGCUUACGAAAUACACUUUGCAAAUUUUAUUACUUCAUAAAUUAAUGCUUUCAAAAAAUCUUAUUAGAGGUGAAAUGAUUAUUAUUUAUGGUGAAUUAUUCGGCGGAAAAUAUCCUCAUCCUGAUAUAACUAAAGAUGUUAAAGAAAAUUUAAACCCAAUUCACCCAAUACAAUCUGGUGUUUAUUAUUCACCAAAAACAGAAUUUAUAGCUUUCGAUUUAUUUGAUGGUGUAGAUUUAUUAGAUUUUGAUAUAAUGGAAGAAUUAUUAAAUGCUUCAGAUAUUCCUUAUUUAAAACCAUUAAUCAAAGAUAGUUACGAAAAUGUUAUUAAGUUUGAUCCAAAUUUUACUACUACUAUACCAAAAUUAUUUGGUUAUCCAACUCCAUUACCACCUCCCUUCAAUGAUAAUAUGGCUGAAGGAAUUGUAAUUAAACCAGUUAAGAAUAUCCGAACCUCUAAAAGACGUCGUGUUAUACUUAAGAUUAAAGCCCCAAAUUUUGAUGAACGCAAAAAGAAUCCAGAUAAAUUAAGUAAAAAAGUAAAAGUAACGUCAGUUGACAAAGUUAUGAUGGAUCUUAGCGAGUUUAUUAAUAUAAACAGAUUGAAUUCGGUAAUUUCAAAACAGAACGUUAAAGUUAAAAACGAUGAGAUGAAAAUGGUAGAAUUGUUAUAUGAAGACGCAAUGGAAGAUUUUAUGAAAGAUGAACAAUUGAAGACAAAAUUUUUGAAAUUGUCAGACAAUAAAAAGGAGAAGGUUAAAAUAAAUGGUAUUUCGAAGGCAAAUCAAAUUGUUAAUAAGCAUUUAAUGUCAUUGCACAAUGGUCAAUAG